AUGUCAGCUUUUGAAGAGUUGGGGUUACAAAGUAAUUUGUGUGAAUUACUAGAAAAAAAUGGCAUAGAUUUACCAACUGCUAUUCAACAAGAAUCGAUUCCUCUGAUUUUAGGAGGAGGCGAUUUAUGCGCUUGUGCUGAAACCGGUACAGGAAAAACAUUAAGUUUUAUUAUUUCAUCUUUGCAAAUAGUACAUGAAUUAUCCAGAAAUAUAGGGAGCUAUGAGCGUAGCGAUAAUAAUGCUACAAAUAAUACUUCAAAAUAUAAUAUAAAGGAAAAGGCUUUAAUAAAAUGUUUAAAUAAUAAUUCAAAAGUUGAAGUGAACAAAUAUGAAUGUAUAUGCAACAAUAAUAAUUUGAAUACAUUUGAAGAAAUAGGGGUAGACUGCGAAAUAAAAAAUGGAAAGUAUGCUUUUGAAAUAGAAAUAUUAUCAAAAAGUUUUAUUAAUGUUGGGUUUUGCCCAUCAGUUAGAGAAACUUUAAAAUAUAAUUAUACCUAUUGUAGUAAUGGAUACAAAUAUACUAACAACAGAUAUGAAAAUUAUAGUGAUCCUUUUACUACUAAUGACAUUAUUACUUGUUUAAUAAAUAAAAAUUCAAAUAUUAUUUCUUUUAAAAAAAAUGGUAAGUUUUUAGGAAAUGCUUUUAAAAUAUUUUAUAAAUAUAAUGAAGUUCCUUUUUUUCCUUAUAUAAGUGGUAAAAACUUUCAUGUAAAAUUUCAUUUCAAAAAUUUAAAAUACGUAGACACUUUCUAUUUUAAUGAAUUAAACGAUAUUUUAAGUAAUACUGAGAAAGAAAAUGAUUUUAGAAAAAUAUAUUAUGAUAAUUCUUUAGAAGAAAAUAAUGAGAAAGAAAAAGAAAGUAAAUAUAAUAUUACAAAUAAUAAUAAUAAUAAUCAGAAUAAUAUAUAUAAGAAUAAUAAAAAAAAAUUGUAUUGUAUAGUAUUAGUACCAACAAAAGAUUUAGCUAUGCAAACUUACAAUAAUUAUUUAACAUAUUCAGAAUGUUUCAUUAAUCCUUCUAUAAAUAUUGGAUUGGUAGUUGGCGGUGAACAAAAUAUAAGAGAAAGAAACUUCGAUUAUAAUAUAAUUGUAUGUACAUGUUUUAAAUUGAUAGAGUAUUUAAGAAAAAAUAUAAUUAAUGUUAAUGAUAUAAGAUUGCUAAUAUUAGAUGAAGCAGACGAACUUAUAAAUAAUGACGAGAAAUCUAUUUUACAAAUAAAAGAUACUUGUAUGAAAUAUAGCCAACAUGUGCAAACUUUAUUUUUUUCUGCCACUUUACAAGAUCAAAUUGUGAAGAAUUGUAUAAAUAAAAUUACAAAUAAUCCAAUCUUUGUUGAUUUAAAAUAUGGCAAAAAUAGCAUUCCUUCUCACAUUUAUGUUUGUAUUUAUUAUGUAAACGAUAAAAAUUCUAAUUUUUCAUAUGAAAAGGAAAACAAAGAAAUAUAUGAUAUAAUUAAUAAUGAAAAACUUAAUAGUAUGAGUUACGAAACACUGUAUGAAUAUACAGAUAAAGUUCAUUUACUAAAUACUAAAAGAAAUGAAAAGGAGAACAUUUCUUUGAACAUAAAAAUCAAUAAAUUAAAAAAAUUAAUCCAAAUAAUUAAUGUAUUUAAUAUGCAGAAUGGUAUUAUAUUUUGUAGAACAAAUUUAGAUUGCGACAAUGUAUAUAAUUUUUUAAAUUAUGUAGGAGAUGGAAAAGCAUAUAAAGGAACAGUAGAAACUCUCAAAGAAAAUAAAUAUUCUUGUGUUAUAUUAAAAGGAAAAAUGUCAAAUGAAGAAAGAAAAAAUAAUUUGAAUGCAUUUAAAAAAGGAGAAGUUCGUUUUUUAAUAUGUACUGACGUGGCAGCAAGGGGUAUUGAUAUUCAAAAUAUGAGACAUUUAAUUAUUAUGACUUUAUCAGAUAACAUUAAUACCUUUUUUCAUAAAAUUGGAAGAGUAGGAAGAGAUGGGAAAAAUAGCUUAUGUAUUGUUUUAUCUUCAGAUAAUGAAGAAGAAAAAGUAUGGUUUCAUACAUGUCCAAGUAGGGGAGUUAAUUGUUACAACAGAAAUUUGAAAGAGAAUAAAGGAUGCACUGUUUAUAUAAAAGAAAGUGAUUAUAUUAAAAGUAUAAAUGAUCUAUUAGAAAGUCCGAUGCAUAUACUAGACUCGAAAUAUUUUUAUAUAGAAAAUUUAGUUGAUCCAUUAAAUUAUUUCAAAUUUCACCCAGUUACUAAUAAGGGUAGAAGAAAUAAAAAUCAAAAUAUGAAUUCAAUAUUUUCAGAACAAACGCAUAAAGAUGUGCUUAAUUAUUUUAGUUCUAAUAUUAAUAAUAUUAGAAAAUUACAAAGUGCUAUACAUUAUAAGCAUUAUGAAUUAAUAAAUUUUAAAAUAUAA
This is a messenger RNA of Plasmodium relictum, 2373 nucleotides long. Its product is annotated as DEAD/DEAH box ATP-dependent RNA helicase, putative. Bases 1 to 2373 code for a protein of 790 amino acids. NCBI's taxonomy places the organism in Eukaryota, Apicomplexa, Aconoidasida, Haemosporida, Plasmodiidae. Gene Ontology annotation, molecular function: nucleic acid binding; RNA helicase activity; protein binding. The record is from RefSeq and is a predicted model, not a curated record. The transcript has a single exon.